Messenger RNA from Limulus polyphemus (Atlantic horseshoe crab), 4513 nucleotides. RefSeq names its product balbiani ring protein 3-like. Gene Ontology annotation, molecular function: serine-type endopeptidase inhibitor activity. Gene Ontology annotation, biological process: cell-matrix adhesion. NCBI's taxonomy places the organism in Eukaryota, Metazoa, Arthropoda, Merostomata, Xiphosura, Limulidae. The record is from RefSeq and is a predicted model, not a curated record. Bases 218 to 4513 code for a protein of 1431 amino acids. Gene Ontology annotation, cellular component: extracellular region; basement membrane. The transcript has 27 exons.
GCGUUCAAGUCGUUUAACGUAUUCAUGUGAGCCGGAUACUGAAAACUUGUGUUCCCUGCAAUCGUAGGAGUUAUUUGUUGGAAUCACUGGAAGAUUUGUCAAUGUAAACCAGAAGAAUUGUGUAAGACUGAAAAUUGAAAACUUAUUUGUUGUGCGGUGUGGUGAGAGCCGAAGUAUCUUGGUUUGAGAGUAGUGUUGUUGUACGCUCUCUGGAACAAUGAAUCUAUUGACUAUUUUGUGCCUGUGUUUGUUUUACUCGUCAGUACAGACAGAAAGAAACAGAGAAGAAGCGGGAACAGUUAAACCAGGUGUUUGUCCACCAUCUUCGAAAAGGGAAUGUUUCGAUCAAAAAGCAGAUUGUGAGUUUGACGAAGACUGUGGAGGCCUAACAAAGUGUUGCAGUAAUGGUUGUGUCAGUAAAUGCAUAACUCCUCAUUACACAGGUUGCCAACAGUUGCACUUGGUAACGGAAAGACGAGCUAGAAGCUUGGGACCUGAGGGAGAAAGCACUUUUAUUCCCAGGUGUGACAAAAGUGGGAAGUUUGAGCCAGUUCAGUGUAAUGACAUUUCUGAAUCUUGCUGGUGUGUUAACCAACAAGGGUUUGAAAUUGCAGGAACUCGUGCUCGAGCAUUGAAUCUAGUCAACUGUAGUGCACCUGAUAAGUGUGCUGGCCACACAUGUCGAAUGUUGUGUCCAUAUGGUUUUGAGCUUGAUGAUUAUGGUUGUCCAAUAUGUGAGUGUCGAGACCCUUGUAAGGGGGUUAAAUGUCCUGCAAACCAGAAAUGUGAAGUGGAAGAAGUUCCUUGUGUUGAUGAACUCUGUCCUCCUCUACCCACUUGUAAACAACCUAGAACAUUGGACAGUUUUUGUCCUGUUGGAGAACCAAUCACCUCUCCAGACAGUGGCCUUCCCUUCCUUUGUGGCAUGGAGCCCAACAAACCUCAGUGUCCACAUAGCUAUCUGUGUAAUGUUUUACCAGGAAAUGAUUAUGGAGUGUGCUGCCCUCUAGUUGAUAAACAAGGCACAUGUCCUUCAGAAGUGGAUAAAGAAGAUUGUGGUGGGUCCUGUCAGUCAGAUAUGGAUUGUGUUGAUGUAAAAAAAUGUUGUUAUACAGAUGUGUGUGGACAUACAUGUGUUAAGCCAGAAAAUACGACGUUGUGCUUGCAACAAAAGGCUGUAGUGGAAUUACUAGCCAGCAACAAUGCAAAAUUCCAAGGUUAUGUCCCCCAGUGUACUGACACAGGAGAAUUUCUACCAAAACAGUGUAGCACUAAUGGCGCCCUCUGUUGGUGUGUGGAUUCUACUGGUGUUCAAGUACGUGGAACCAUUGGACCCUCUAGUGCCGUGGAUUGUCUUCUACAAACAAGGAGUGAACAAAAUCCUGAUGCCACUGGAUGUGAAAAUGCCACAUGUGAUCUUCACUGUGAAUUUGGUUUUCAAUACGAUGACUUGGGCUGUGUUAAGUGUGAAUGUGAUGACCCGUGUCGGGAUAUGGAAUGUCCCCAUGGGUCUGAGUGUAUUGUUCUUAAGGAGGAUCCCUGUAUGUCUGUAUAUUGUCCCCCAGUAGCAUCAUGUUAUCGGACACAAAGUGACAUGUGUAGUAGAGGAAGGCCGUUAUUGGACAACCAAACCCAAGAACUAGUACACUGUGGAGAGAAGUCCUGUCCUUUGAAAACAUUUGUUUGUGAGCGAAACCCAGAAGAUGACAUGGGAGUAUGCUGCCCAGCAAGUUUUGUGAUAGAAUCUUCCAAAGAAGGAAAAUGUCCUCAGUAUGUUGCUGAACCUCGAUAUUGUGGUAAUAACACUUGUACUGCUGAUGAAGAAUGUGAAGGUUUAAAAAAAUGUUGUCCAUCUGAUGUUUGUGGUGCUAUUUGUGUUACUCCUGAACCUAAAGGGUUGCCCACAAUGUGUGAGUACUUGCAUGAGAUGGGAAAGAAGAUAAAUACUAUAAAGGAGGAUGAGUUUCUGGCUAUAUCAGUUCCUGAGUGUCGCGAGGAUGGUAGUUAUGAACCUGUCCAGUGUAAUGGUGAUGGAGAAUGUUGGUGUGUAGAUGAGUUUGGUGUAGAACUAAAUAUGACCAGAGCUUCGUCUUUUGACCAAGUAGACUGUCGUCAAGUUCAUGCUCGGUUAGAAUGUUCUGGGGUUCUUUGUCGUCUUGGCUGUGACUACGGUUUUGAACAUGACUAUGCCGAAUGCCCUAUUUGUGCAUGUAGAAAUCCGUGCAAAGAUGCUAAAUGUCCCAAGGGCUAUGAAUGCCAGAUGACAGAAGUACUUUGUGAAGACAUUUGGUGUCCUCCUCUUCCAAAAUGUAUGCGGGUGAAGACACAGUCCAGAAAUUCUUUUCCUCGCUGCCCAACAGGAGGUCCCAUGUUAAAUGAAAAUGACAUCCCAAUGAUCUGUAAUCCUCAGAUUGGAGUUCAGCAAUGUCCAGAUACUCAUGUCUGUCUUGUUCCUGACCCAGUAACUCCUGGUAUUUGUUGCCCUAGAAGUGGUGAAGAUCUGUCAUUGGUUGACAGUUCAGAAGACAAUCUUUUGGUGAGUAACAGUACAGAGGAACAAAACGUCUCAUCAGGCGAGAAGGAAGGUAGCUGUCCAGUUGUUGAAUCCUGGGAGGUUGGAAACUGUGCUGAAGAAUGUCAGGUAGAUAGUGAUUGUUCUGGACCUCAGAAAUGUUGUACUAAUGGAUGUGCAGCUCAUGUGUGUCGUGACCCAGCUGGUACCACAGGAAAACCUGGCCAGUGUCCAUACCUGGUACCGCAGUCUUUAGGAUCUUGUGAAUAUGAAUGCACAUCAGAUUAUGACUGUGAGGACACUAAGAAGUGUUGUACCAAUGGUUGUGGAACUCAGUGUCUUGUGCCUUUGACUCUUACAACCUGUCAGCAUCAAAGAGCUAUUGCAGAAUACCGAGCUCGAGAGGCAGGAAUCCCAGCAUCUCAAGUAUUUUUGCCAGUUUGUGACCAAGAGACAGGGGUUUUUGAAGAUGUACAGUGUAAUCCUUUGACUCGAGAAUGUUGGUGUGUAGACAUCCGUGGUUAUGAGGUUGCAGGAACUAGGUCUCUUCAUGGUCAAGCUACUAAUUGUUCUGGAUCAACAGCAUGUCCUGUGUUAGUUUGUAAGUUGGACUGUCCUGCAGGGUUGAAACUGGACGAGAAUGGCUGUUCUCUCUGUGAAUGUGCUGACCCAUGUCGUGACGUGACUUGUUCUAGCCCGGUGGAGGAAUGCCGUCUUGUACAACUGACUUGCAUCACAGAACCAUGUCCACCUGUACCUUUGUGCUUACCACCUAUAAGCAACCCCUGUCAAAUUGGUGAGCCAUUAAUUGAUGUUAAUAGUGGAAAUGAAUUGAAAUGUGGUCCACAAGGUAGUCAGUGUCCAUCUUCUCACCGGUGUCACUUAAGUCCAUUUGGAGAAUUUGCUGUGUGUUGUCCAAAGCCAAGGGAUGCCUGUUUUGCCGAAAAAGAUGUUGGACGCUGUAAAUCAUCCAUACCACGUUGGUUCUUUAAUACACGGAAGAAUUUAUGUGAGGAGUUUAGGUUUGGUGGAUGUGGUGGUAAUUUAAAUAACUUUAACUCGAGAGAAGAUUGUGAAAAAACGUGUCAUGCUUUGUCACAUUGUGAAAAACUUAGAGAAAGGAACUUGAAAUAUCUUAAACACAGCAAUGGAGCAGUAUUUAUUCCUAAGUGUAACAAGGACACUGGUGACUGGGCCACAGUUCAGUGUUUUGACUCCAUUGGGCUUUGCUGGUGUGCCAGCAAGGAUGGGGAGCAAGUUCCAGGAAGUAUCAUAAGAGGAACUCCCCACUGUACAUCAAGAAUGGGAAGAACUUUAGAUGAGACAUCAAUCUGUCCUGAUGAAAAACCUGUCUACCUGUGUCCUGCCGACCUCUGUAACAACCAACACUGUCUAGCACACCCAAACGCCACCUGUCGUGUGAAUCCUUGUGGAGGAUGCACACCUGUGUUCUAUGAUGAGAUGAAUCACCCAGUGGACUGUAAUGAUGGUCUAACUACUUGUGUGAGAAAAGUGCAAAAAGUGUUGAAUAGCCAUGCCUGGGCAAAUCAGGGGCUUCCUCUGAACAGAAUCGAGGACUUUCUUCCUGUUAAAUUACAGCAUUCAAAUAACUCACUCCCAUCUUCUCCUUUACAUUUUUCUCUUGUUCUAACAUCGAAAAAAGACAAUGGACUCAAGGAGCAAGAUAUAAAGUCUGUGGUCAAAAGGUCGGCAUGGAAUGCUAAUCCUGGUGUAAAAAUUUUUUUUUUAAAACAUGCUCAGAGACAGCGAGAAAAGAAAUUUGAACCCAAGCCUCCUCCCACCAGUAUUGCUUUUAGCAGUCUUAUCUAUGGCAUUACUGACAAAUCUCUAAAUGCCAAGACACAAGCCGAAGAGAAAAUCAACGUUCAAACAGUUGAAGCUCAAUACCGAAGUAUUUGUGAGAAAGAUGAUGCAAGCUCCGAGCUGUCAGAGGGCCCUCCUGGCUACGACAACAUCUCUGAUCAUGGUGUGAAAGUUUAA